Molecule: messenger RNA, 384 nt
Organism: Prorocentrum cordatum
Lineage: Eukaryota; Dinophyceae; Prorocentrales; Prorocentraceae
Source: the annotation of a GenBank genome assembly
AUGUGGUACCUCAUCGCAGAGCUGCUCGCCUCGGGCGUGGCCAAGAUCGAGAAGCUGGAGGCCACGGCGCGAGAGGGCGAGGCAGCCGGCAGGGACGAGCGCGUGGCCGACGGCGGGCGCCCGGAGCCCGCGGCGUACGCGGUGCCAGCGCGCCGGCAGGCCCGCGGCACGCCGCCGGCGCGGCCGCCGCAGCGCGGCGAGGACGAUCGCGGCCACCUCGCUCUGAGCAUGUCCGACGCCUGGAGCCGCCUCUCCGUCGGCCGCGGCGCGCCCUGGCGGGCCAGCGCGGGCGGCCGCCGCGGGGGGCGCCUGGUCCGCUUCGGCGGCUCCGCGAGCAGCUGGAGUUCCAGAACGCGCAGAGCAUGGGCAAGAUCUCGCGCCUGA